Molecule: messenger RNA, 2108 nt
Organism: Echinops telfairi (small Madagascar hedgehog)
Lineage: Eukaryota; Metazoa; Chordata; Mammalia; Afrosoricida; Tenrecidae
Gene: NUCB1
Product: nucleobindin 1
Exons: 13
Coding region: 201-1574 (457 amino acids)
Cellular component (GO): extracellular exosome; endoplasmic reticulum-Golgi intermediate compartment
Molecular function (GO): calcium ion binding
Source: RefSeq, a predicted model, not a curated record
UGGGUCCUGGGGCUGUGGGAGGCAGAGGACCUCGAGCACUGGAAAGCUGGGUCCUGGAGGAGGGCGGCUGAGCGCCCGAACUUCUGGGAAAGGAGGAGGCUAGGUGCUUGGACUCUUGGAUCUGGGGGAGAUGAGGGGGAUCUUAGUCCCAGAAUCUGGGGUGCUGCGUACCUAGACUCCUGGAUCUAGACCACGCCGCCAUGCCUCCCGCCGGGCCCCGCGCUGCCCUCCUGCCGCCGCUGCUGCUCCUGCUGCUGCGCACUGCCCUGGCCGUGCCCUUGGAGCGGGGGGCGGCCCAGAAGGACAGCCCCGCGACUGAGAGCCCCGACACCGGCUUGUAUUACCACCGGUACCUCCAAGAGGUCAUCAACGUGCUUGAGACCGAUGGGCACUUCCGGGAGAAGCUGCAGGCCGCCAAUGCCGAGGACAUCAAGAGCGGGAAGCUGAGCCGGGAGCUGGACUUCGUCAGCCACAACGUCCGUACCAAGCUGGACGAGCUGAAGCGGCAGGAGGUGUCGCGGCUUCGGAUGUUGCUGAAGGUCAAGAUGGACGCCGAGCAGCAGGAGCCCAACGUGCAAGUGGACCACCUGAGCCUCCUGAAGCAGUUUGAACACCUGGACCCUCAGAACCAGCACACGUUCGAGGCCCGGGACCUGGAGCUGCUGAUCCAGACGGCUACCCGGGACCUUGCCCAGUAUGAUGAGGCCCAUCACGAAGAGUUCAAACGUUAUGAGAUGCUUAAGGAGCACGAGCGACGCCGGUAUUUGGAAUCCCUAGGGGAGGAACAACGGAAAGAGGCAGAGAGGAAGCUGGAAGAGCAACAGCGCCGGCACCGAGAACACCCCAAAGUCAAUGUGCCCGGCAGCCAAGCCCAGUUGAAGGAGGUGUGGGAAGAGCUGGAUGGAUUGGACCCGAACAGGUUUAAUCCCAAGACCUUCUUCAUCCUGCAUGAUAUUAACAGCGAUGGCGUCCUGGAUGAGCAGGAGCUGGAAGCCCUCUUCACCAAGGAGCUGGAGAAGGUGUACGACCCAAAGAACGAGGAGGACGACAUGCGGGAGAUGGAGGAGGAGCGGCUGCGCAUGAGGGAGCACGUGAUGAAGAACGUGGACACCAACCAGGACCGGCUCGUGACCCUGGAGGAGUUCCUCGCAUCCACGCAGAGGAAGGAGUUCGGAGACACCGGGGAGGGCUGGGAGACUGUGGAGACACACCCAGCCUACACGGAGGAGGAGCUGAGGCGCUUUGAGGAGGAGCUGGCAGUGCGAGAGGCAGAGCUGAAUGCCAAGGCCCAGCGCCUCAGCGAGGAGACCGAGGCUCUGGGGCGGUCCCAGGGUCACCUGGAGGCCCAGAAGAGAGAGCUGCAACAGGCCGUCUUGCACAUGGAGCAGAGGAAGCAGCAGCAGGCAGCCCACAAUGCCCCUGGCCCAGAGGGGCAGCUCAAUUUCCACCCUGACACAGGUGCUGACUCCAAGGGUGACGCACCUGUCCCAGCGCCAGCCGAUGACCACAAAGGGGUGGAUGCUUCAGAAAAGAAAGUUCCUGAACCGCCCCAGUUGGACACCCAGAACUUGUGAUCCGUGGGGGCCCAGCCGUCUGAGUGUGGGGAGACUCCCACAGCAAACCUCCCCUGGGGGCCAGCGAUAUGUGUAGCCUCUGGGGGAGGUGAGGACAGACGGAGUGGCCUUGCUGCAUGGGCCAUCUCUGCUACAUCAGCGCCCUUCCUUAGUUCCCAAGUUCAUUGAGGGGACAGACCCUAACAGCCCCAGCCGCCUUUAUCCACGGUCUGGCCUCAGCCACCCCAGCCUGUGGCUGCUCGAGCGACCUGCCUGUGGCCCAGGGCUCAGCCUCAGCCAGGGGGUGUGAGCUUCUAUCGUCUCCCGAGACAUUUCCUCCCUCAGGGGCCUCCUGUCCUGCAGUCCCCGGGGAUCUCCACCCAGAGCUGCUGCUGCGCCUCCCCAGGUGCUCCUGGAGCUGCCCCGCUUCAGCCUCAAGUGGAGGUCCUCCAGGGACCGGGCCAUGCCCACCUCUCUGGCUUCACCCGAAGCUGCUCUCCCCCUUGCCUUUCUCCAGUUCUGUCUAAAUACACCUUCUGGAACACUGGGAAGAAA